AUGUCUUACGGCUAUGCCCCGCUCAAUGAAAAGCUUCCAUGCCCAUUGAUGCGACAGUUGGUUGCGGAUAUGCGCCGAGCCGUCAAGCGAGAACCGGGAUACCCUCGAAUCACGACCAAAUUUGGCCAUUCACACACAGUCGUUGGUCUGGAAACUUUUCUAGGCCUCUUCAAAGAUCCUGAAAAACUUGCAGCUCACACGCCCAUUCAGCGCAUUCAAGAGCGCAAGUUUCGCAUGGCCCAGAUCGUAUCCGAGCAGCCAGUUAUUCUCCCUGAAUCUCACUCGGUUUUGUGCCCUUUUGAAAUGUUCUAUCAGGUGGUCGAGCCCAAACUGCACUGCGAUUAUGCCGCUCUAUGCUACGUUCCUACCUCCGAAGCUGUGCACGAAGAUGAUCCACAGAACUUUCCCUUUGGAACCUUUUGA
Molecule: messenger RNA, 423 nt
Organism: Radiomyces spectabilis
Lineage: Eukaryota; Fungi; Mucoromycota; Mucoromycetes; Mucorales; Radiomycetaceae
Exons: 2
Coding region: 1-423 (140 amino acids)
Molecular function (GO): acid phosphatase activity; inositol phosphate phosphatase activity
Source: RefSeq, a predicted model, not a curated record